UUGGAUCCGUCCGGAAAUCUAUACACGUUGGUGUUUCAACAGCCUUUCCAGUAUGACGCCGCCAUGGGUGUCCAAACGGUGGACAUCGUCGGAGCGCCCCUCCUCCUCAGUUCCGGCACCUUUCUCGGCUGGAGCUAUGACCAGUCCACUGGUCCAAUCAGCUACAACUACGCUUCCUCGCCACGGAACGGGACCUUGUUGUCAUACGUCGGGGGAGACCAACUAGUCGUCGGUCAGACCUACUUCUUCUACAUCACCAAACCGUUCUUCUUCUCCAUCCAGGCCACUGUAGACCUGAAUCCUGAAAUUCCAACUACCACAACGACAACGACCACUACCACGACCACGCCCACAACUACAACCACGCCCACCACAACUACGACCAUUCCUACCACAACGACCACGCCCACUACGACCACUUUACAACCGACAGAAAUGGAUAUUCUGGAAAUCAAUACCUCCCUGCAGGAUUUGGCAUCGGUAAACCGGGAUUUGAGGCCGGUGUGGGUAGCGGAGGGUAUGUCUUGUCCUGUGUCAUCCUGUGGGACAAGAUUAUAUAAAACUUAUAGUGCCAUGCUCCAGCAUUGGGCGGAAGUCCAUGCCAGGACAGUUGAGUUACUGGGGUGUCCCAGGUGUGGAUUCCACCAUGUGAGGCGGAACCAGGUGGUCCGCCAUAUCCGACGGCAACAUGGGUUGGGGAUGCAGGAAGCCAUCGUUGACUUUGAUAUUGUAUUAUCACUAGUACCGGGGCAAGGGCCACGCGGCCCGAGAGGACCAAUCGGCCCGAGAGGACCAAUCGGCUUGAGUGGCAGUACGGGAACACAGGGAUUGACUGGCAGUGCGGGAGCAGUGGGUGUGACUGGCGUUACGGGAGCGGAUGGUGUCGACGGCAGUACAGGAGCAGAUGGUAUCGCCGGUAGUACGGGAGCAGAUGGUAUAGCCGGCAGUACGGGACAACAGGGCUUGACUGGCAGUACGGGAACACAGGGAUUGACUGGCAGUGCGAGAGCAGUGGGUAUUACGGGAGCUGAUGGUGUCGCCGGCAGUAAAGGAGCAGAUGGUAUCGCCGGUAGUACGGGAGCAGAUGGUAUUUCCGGCAGUACGGGACAACAGGGCUUGACUGGCAGUACGGGAAAACAGGGAUUGACUGGCAGUGCGGGAGCAGUGGGUGUUACGGGAGUGGAUGGUGUUUCCGGCAGUACGGGACAACAGGGCUUGACAGGCAGUACGGGAACAAUGGGAUUGACUGGCAGUGCGGGAGCACGGGGAUUGACUGGCAGUGCGGGAGCAGUGGGUGUCACUGGCGUUACGGGAGCGGAUGGUAUCACCGGCAGUACGGGAAGCACAGGACCAGUUUCUACGUUUGCUGACGCCUGUACGGACGGGACCAAUGGCGGCUGUGCGCACGUCUGUGUGGACACAAGGAAUGGUGCCUACGUGUGUCUCUGUAACAGCGGGUACGGACUGGACUCGGACGGACACAACUGUACGGACAUCGAUGAGUGUACGGAGUACGGACCGUGUGAACAAACCUGUACAAACACAGUGGGCAGUUUCGAGUGUAGCUGUCGAGCUGGGUUCACACUGGACAAUGUUACCAACAGCACGUGUAACGAUGUUGACGAGUGUACUAACACCAGCCUGUGUACUGGACAGACAUGUGUCAACUCCUACGGGAGCUACCACUGUGUGACUUCUGCGUCGGGGAUGGCUCCGGACAUCCCUGGGGAUGAGGAGGAGAAGUUAGGGGAGUCAAUUUUACAAACAUCUGUUGACGCAUGCUCAGACGGCACCAAUGGUGGAUGUGAACACGUGUGUGUGACCAACAAGAAUGGCGACUACUACUGUUUGUGUCACGAUGGUUACAAACUGGACAUAAGAGGACACAACUGUACGGACGUGGACGAUUGUACGGAGUACGGACCAUGUGACCAGACGUGUAUCAACUUCCCCGGGACGUACACGUGCGGCUGUCGGGAGGGGUACAUACUGGACAUAGACAACUUCACGUGUAACGCUGUUGACGCGUGCUCAGACGGCACCAAUAGCGGGUGUGAACACGUGUGUGUGACCAACAAGAAUGGCGCCUACGACUGUUUGUGUCACGAUGGUUACAAACUGGACAUAAGAGGACACAACUGUACAGACGUGGACGAGUGUACGGAGUACGGACCAUGUGACCAGACGUGUAUCAACUCCCCCGGGACAUACACGUGCGGCUGUCGGGAGGGGUACAUACUGGACAAAGACAACUUCACGUGUAACGCUGUUGACGCAUGCUCAGACGGCACCAAUGGCGGGUGUGAACAUGUUUGUGCUACCACAAGAAAUGGCGACUACUACUGUUUGUGUCACGAUGGCUACAAACUAGACAUAAAAGGACACAACUGUACAGACGUGGACGAGUGUACGGAGUACGGACCAUGUGACCAGACGUGUAUCAACUUCCCCGGGACGUACACGUGCGGCUGUCGGGAGGGGUACAUACUGGACAUAGACAACUUCACGUGUAACGCUGUUGACGCAUGCUCAGACGGCACCAAUGGCGGAUGUAAACAUGUUUGUGCUACCACAAGAAAUGGCGACUACUACUGUUUGUGUCACGAUGGCUACAAACUAGACAUAAAAGGACACAACUGUACGGACGUGGACGAGUGUACGGAGUACGGACCAUGUGACCAGACGUGUAUCAACACUCCCGGGACGUACACGUGCGGCUGUCACUCCGGGUUUAUGUUGGAUACGGAUAAUACGACAUGUCAGGAUGUAAACGAGUGUGACAACUCUACCACGUGUCCAGAACCGGAAGUGGGCGUGUCUGUAUGUAUAAACACUCAUGGAUCUUACUAUUGUCUGACAUUCAACGAGAGGACAUCGGUGGUACAUGAGGAACAACUCCUGUCAGACCAAAGUGAUGACCAAUCAUCGCUUUAUGACCACGAGGCAUUACCACUACAGGAAGAUUACCUAGAUGAUUCACAUCAUAGAAAUGGAGAUCAAAUACUCGAAGAGGCAACGACUGUGCCAGAUGAAUCGAUGAAAUCCCCCGAAUCUCCGACUUACGGUAACCUUACACUGGGGGUUGGUUUCCUGGCCGGGGCGUUGUGUGUUGUGUUAGUGGGUAGCGUCGUCUUUGUGAUCCGUAAACAUCGCCGUGCACUUUGUUGGAGACGUGUAGAGGAAAACAACGUAUUGCAAGCAUGACGUAUUGGACAAGGGAGCAUCAUCAUACGAUUGUCCACAUGGAGUGAGCGGAAUACCACACUUCCGGUCAUAUAUAGCCAUCUGAUAUUGGUAUACAUGAAUUGCCGACGUUGUAAGCAGACGUUCACAUUGCAUUUCAGUGGAUACAUUGUAGAAACAUAUACACAUGAAAUGAUUACGCCACAAAGGACACUACACGUCCGUUCAACUGCUACUGUAUUCCACUGGAAACUCCGACAUUAUCUGAGGUAGUGGAUACUCCCGUGAUUAUCACCAAAAAAACUUGACAUCAUUUUAUUGAUAAGCAAUGGAUUAUCUGCCUUCUAUUUUAUCCCCAUGAUGCUCCUGUAUUGCAUUGUUUUUACCUGUCCACAGCGACCUUCAACGUCAAAGAUACGUCACGUGGUCAUGCUUGACAAUAUCUGUUCUAAAGAUAAUUUUUAUCAACUGAAAAUGCAUGCUUUUGUACUUCCACAUUGGUGUAAUCUAUGUCGUUGUUAUGUGACAUUGAGUGGUCAUCCAACCAUGUCCAUGUCUCAGUGCUGAUGUGUACUGUACUCUAAGUCUUUAUACUUGAUAUUCAUUCUUACAAUUAAUUGUCUGUAUGUUAGUUAUCAUUCAGUUAACCUUGUUACACGAGUUCUACAUGUUGUUUUCCUUCCAUCUUGUUUUUUUUUUUAUAUAAUACUGUAUUAUUAUUAUCAUUUUUCUUGUAUCAUUAUCAGUGUGUCUUUUGUUGAUUCAUAAAAUUUUAACGUGGUUUUUUGUAUGUUUACAGACGUGAUCGACCUUUAGCACUGCCCGUCACUUACAUCGUAAAUUACGUCAAAUGAUAUAUGUGACGUCUUCGCUGAUUAUUUCAUGCUAAGACUUCAGUAAAUAUUGUAUAAAACAGACAGUAAUAGUCGUAAGGACCAGUCAGUAACAGUGGUAGAAUCAGUAUAAGACGAAAAGAGACGUCAAUACAAGUCGUAGAGAGACUUCAGUACAAGUCGUAGAGAUACUUCAGUACAAGUCGUAGAGUGACGUCAGUACAAGUCAUAGAGUGACGUCAGUACAAGUCGUAGAGAAAUGUCAGUACAAGUCAUAGAGAGACUUCAGUACAAGUCGUAGAGUGACGUCAGUACAACUCAUAGAGUGACGUCAGUACAAGUCAUAGAGUGACGUCAGUACAAGUCAUAGAGAGAUGUCAGUACAAGUCAUAGAAUGACGUCAGUACAAGUCGUAGAGUGACGUCAGUACAAGUUAUAGAGUGACGUCAGUACAAGUCAUAGAGAGAUGUCAGUACAAGUCAUAGAAUGACGUCAGUACAAGUCGUAGAAUGACGUCAGUACAAGUCCUAGAUUGACGGCAUUAUCAGUCGUAGAGGGACGUCAGUGCUAGAUGCAGAAAAAAUAAGCACAAGUUGUAGAAACCCGUUAAGAAAUAAAUACAUAAAACUGCAUAAAAAUAAUUAUUCUCGAACCCUUUUUGAGCAGUAUCCAUAUACAUGUAUAAUGAAGCUAUAUUGAUAUAACCACAAUACACAACUUAACAAAGAUUUGCUAAUGUUUCCAUUAUUGAUAAACAUAUAUACGGUGUAUAGAGUUAUGUCUUCUAUAUCAUUGAACACAGCAAAUCUAAAAGUAUGGUUUGUAAAAUGAAAUUAUGUUUUUACAUUAUUGACAAAGUUUUAUAUGGUACAGCGUAUGUUCGAUGACGCAAUAAUAUUGAUACAAACAUAUACAUGGUAUGUACAAAUGUAUUAGAUUUCUAUAUUAUUUAUAUA
Mizuhopecten yessoensis (Yesso scallop) is the source of this 4972-nucleotide messenger RNA. RefSeq names its product cysteine-rich, acidic integral membrane protein-like. Lineage: Eukaryota; Metazoa; Mollusca; Bivalvia; Pectinida; Pectinidae. The record is from RefSeq and is a predicted model, not a curated record. Gene Ontology annotation, molecular function: calcium ion binding. The coding region runs from base 64 to 3204 and encodes 1046 amino acids. The transcript is spliced from 15 exons.